Molecule: messenger RNA, 2001 nt
Organism: Cheilinus undulatus (humphead wrasse)
Lineage: Eukaryota; Metazoa; Chordata; Actinopteri; Labriformes; Labridae
Product: probable flap endonuclease 1 homolog
Exons: 11
Coding region: 193-1242 (349 amino acids)
Cellular component (GO): nucleus
Molecular function (GO): RNA-DNA hybrid ribonuclease activity; 5'-3' exonuclease activity; manganese ion binding
Source: RefSeq, a predicted model, not a curated record
GAUGCUGCAGCCAAUGAUAACAGCUCGACAGCGUUGAAAGAGAGUGAUAUUUCUGUAAAUUUAUCUCACAGUAUCAAAGAUCUGACAUAAGUGGCAGUUAAGUCUUCAGAAACCUGAACUUGGUAUCUUUUAUCCGUCUUUAAAGCCGUCGGUAGAAAAGCUGGUCAAAGAAAAACAGAUACUGACAGUACUAUGGGGAUCGCUAAACUGGCUGAUUUGAUUCGUACAAAUGCUCCUGAUGCAAUUUCUCACAAGGAUAUAAGUGACUACACAGGAAAAAUAAUUGCUCUGGAUGCAUCUAUUAUCAUUAACCAGUUUAGGGCAGCAUCCCCUAUGUUAAGUCCAUUGACAGGUUUACUUUUCCGUACACUCACCUUGCUGGAGCAUGAUAUCAAACCAGUUUUUGUGUUCGAUGGAAAGCCUCCAGUGGAAAAAAAGGCACUGCUUAAGAAGCGAGCCGAGGCUGGAGGUUGGUCGGUCAACCACACAGGCAUAGCAUCAUCCCUGACCAAUGAAUGUGUCAAACUCCUGAAGUGUCUGGGUGUUCCUGUUGUCCAGGCUCCAGGAGAUGCAGAGGCCCUGUGCGCCCAGCUGGUUAAGUGGGGGACUGUGGAUGUUGUGGCAUCAGAGGACAUGGACACGCUGCCAUUUGGGGCCAAGACUCUGAUCCGGCAGCUUAACGCUAAGAAAGACAGUGAUGUUAUUGAAUAUUCAUUACCAAAGCUGCUGGAGAAACUCCAAAUCACUCAGUCAGAGUUCGUGGAUCUAUGUAUUCUAUUAGGGUGUGAUUAUUGUGGCAAGAUAGCUGGUUUUGGUCCAAAGCGAGCUCUGACCCUGAUACAGCAGCAUCGUUCCAUUGAGGAGGUGGUUUUGCACAUAAACCGACAGACACACCCUAUUCCACAUUCGUGGAAGUAUAAAGAGGCACGUAAAAUAUUCUUGGAGGAACUGGAAACUGAAGCUCCUGAACUUUGCUGGACUGAGCCGGAUGAGGAAGCCCUUGUUGGGUUCCUUUGCCAUGUCAAACAUAUUCGGGAGGACAGAAUCCGUCGCAGAAUGGAGAGGUUUCGGGAGACAGUUAAAGGUAUGAGAGAGAAGAGGGAAAAGGAGCGGGUGGCAGAGCAUGGCAGGCAGACACGCUUAGAGGAUUUCUUCAGAGUUACCAGGAAGCGGUCUCACAUGAAUGUAACUGAUGCUGCAAACUCUUCAAGCAUUAACAGGAAGAAACCAAAGACAAAUUAAAGCCACCACCACCUGCCUCACGCUGCCUCAAACAUCAGAGAUGAAGAAGAUGUGUUUCAACUCCUGUAGUCAGGAUACCUUGAUUUGAAGCAUACAGGAGAUAGUUGUGCUCCACAGAAAGUAUUGAAACAAUUACGAACAGUACUGACAGACAUUUCUGUGAUUUGGAACUUGUCCCAUUUGAUUUUUUUUUUUUUUGAACAAGCUAUGUUGUUGCGUUUCUGUGCCAAUGUGAAAAUCCAGACACCUUUGGCAUCAAUGUUCAUCCAUGUUAAGGCCUACAUUUUAUUCAGUUUAUUUUGAUUUUCUUUAGUGGUAAUACUUUCCAGAGAUUCAGAGGUAGCAAAUUUACAUGUUAAAUCAUGUUUGUUAAUCAGCAGACCACUGAGCUUUUUGUACGCAUCUUUUUCCCUCUACAGUUGUACUGCGCAGUUUUCAGUAUAUCCAGGCGGUGAUGGCUAAUGAAUGAGAACAGUGUGAUCACUGUCAGGGAGGCCUUCCCCCUGCCAAAACUGGAGACAGGGGGAUGUCUCAUUACUAGAUAUUCAAUGAGCACCUGUUGUGUAAAGUGUGCCAAGGCGUGGACCAAAGACUUGAAUUUUAAAACAUGUCCUGAAGUAAAAUCAUUUGAAAAAGAGGCAAUGCAGUGUAGAAGAAAAUGUUUUGUUUUUAAAUGACUUGUGAAUACAUCUAGAUGGUUUCUAACAUGUUUUAUAUUUUGAUUUAUAUGUAAAAGCUUUGGGCCUUUUUAAAUAAAUG